Molecule: messenger RNA, 573 nt
Organism: Eurypyga helias (sunbittern)
Lineage: Eukaryota; Metazoa; Chordata; Aves; Eurypygiformes; Eurypygidae
Product: cytochrome P450 2W1-like
Biological process (GO): xenobiotic metabolic process
Cellular component (GO): cytoplasm; intracellular membrane-bounded organelle
Molecular function (GO): iron ion binding; oxidoreductase activity, acting on paired donors, with incorporation or reduction of molecular oxygen, reduced flavin or flavoprotein as one donor, and incorporation of one atom of oxygen; heme binding
Source: RefSeq, a predicted model, not a curated record
AUGGCGGGCAGCAAGGGUUCUUCCCGCGGCGCCGGGGACGGCAGCGGGCCUUUACCACCCAGGCACAGGCUCAGUAUUUCAGAGGAAUAUGGCCUCGUGUUCACCAUCCAUUUGGGGGUUCAGAAGGUGGUGGUGCUGACUGGCUACGAGGCAGCAAAGGAUGCCCUUCGGAACAUGGGGAAUGUGUUUGAGGACCGUCCCUCCAUAGGUGUGUUCUUCUCUUCUCAAGAGCUCUGGAAGACGACGCGGUUGUUCACCGUAGCCACCAUGCGGGAUCUCAGCACAGGGAAGCAUCUUGGAGAAGAAAGGAUGCUUGAGGAGCUUCACUUUCUCACAUUGAUCAAAUCCUCCAAAGGUGGACCCUUUCGAUUAUGAUUUUUGAAUAUGGCUUCCACCAACUUCACCUUUGCUAUUCUCUUUGGGACAAGGUUUGAUUAUGAAGACCCAACGUUUCUCACUCUGUUAAGACUCAUAGAUGAAGUUACGCACCUUCUUGCCUCUCCGUUCUUGCGUUUAUUUAAUUUUUACCCAUUCCUUGGAUCUGGGUGGGGAGGGGGCAAAAUCUCUAGCUGA